This is a messenger RNA of Hippocampus comes (tiger tail seahorse), 499 nucleotides long. It is a transcript of the gene mrps18c, whose product is annotated as mitochondrial ribosomal protein S18C. The coding region runs from base 38 to 436 and encodes 132 amino acids. Gene Ontology annotation, biological process: mitochondrial translation. Lineage: Eukaryota; Metazoa; Chordata; Actinopteri; Syngnathiformes; Syngnathidae. The record is from RefSeq and is a predicted model, not a curated record. Gene Ontology annotation, cellular component: mitochondrial small ribosomal subunit; ribosome. Gene Ontology annotation, molecular function: small ribosomal subunit rRNA binding; structural constituent of ribosome. The transcript has 6 exons.
GUACAUGAGUACAACUUCCGGGUCGUAUUAGGUCGAAAUGUUCCAUCUAAAGCGAUCACGAUUAUUAUUUGGUGUCUUUUCACGCCUCCAAAACGCGAGCAAACCGACAGCUUUGACCAGCGCGUCCAUUUACCAAGACCAAGUCAAACACAACCCGUUCGUCAAGAUGGACAAUCCCUACAAGGAGCCGCACAAAGGGUGCAUCCUGUGCAACGUCACUGUUGACUUCAAGAACAUCCAGCUUCUCUCUCAGUUCAUCUCGCCGCACACGGGAAGGAUCUACGGCCGCCACAUCACAGGCUUGUGCGGGCGCAAACAAAGAGAAAUCUCCAAAGCCAUCAAGAAGGCGCACGCUAUGGGUUUCAUGUCGGUGACACACAAACAUCCCGACUUGAUGCGAGACCCCAACAUCUGUAGCAUCAAACAUGUGGAUUAACCCCACCUCCUUUUGUCCAUCACUGGCCAAUAAAUGUAAAUAAAGUCCAAAACUGCCAUCUUU